UCUCCCUAACAACCACCACCACCGUGAGCAUCUCCACCAUGGCGUUGCCGCUCCCCACCUUCCCUCGCCCUUCUGAGGACACCCAUAGAUGCGCCUCGACCUCCUCUUCAACCUGGUGCAAGCAAUCAAGCCGGGGUGCGCUAUUUCGCCGCCGAUGACCUUCUCCCCCCGCCACGGCCACCGGCGAAAAACUUCAAUUCCGGCUGCUCCCUUCCUUCCCCGGCCUAACCGAGCUCACCUGCGUGUUUCUGGUGCUCUCCGCCGGCUGCUCUCCGGCGCCCCCUGUGCCCGUAGCCACCCUCUCCUGGUCCGCGCCGACGAGGCGCACCUCCUGCAACCACGCCCGCUUCCUGGAGCGGCCCGCGUCGCCCGCGCGCGUCCACGCCGUGCCGCAGGUGGUCACUGCGCGCCCCCGUCGAACACCUCCCGUGCAGUGCAGCCAAGGUUCGCCAGCGUGGCGCUGACGUGGAUCUGGGACCCACCCGUCAGCCACUCGGGCUAAGACCC
This is a messenger RNA of Lolium perenne, 507 nucleotides long. NCBI's taxonomy places the organism in Eukaryota, Viridiplantae, Streptophyta, Magnoliopsida, Poales, Poaceae. The record is from RefSeq and is a predicted model, not a curated record.